UAUUUUAUUAGUUUGCUUUCAUGUUUCGUACUUUUUCUUAUAACCAUUUAUGCAUCUAGGAAGGACAUUUUCCCAGCUUGAAGACAAUUUUAGUCACAGCUACGAUGUUCUUUCCCAUGGCCGGAUAUACAUGAGCUUCAAAUACGAACUGAAAAUAAACAUAAACGUCCUUGCGAACAAUCCUAUGGAAAAUGAAGACAUGUUUGAAGGGGACAUAGCUGGUAUUGAUCCUUAUGCACUCACGGACAGGAAUGCUGUGGUUGAUGAAGCCGAGCUCUGGCCAGACGGAGUCGUUUAUUACGAAAUUGACUGGAAAUUGAGAGAUGUAAAAGAUAUCAUUAAAGAAGCUAUGCAUGAAUAUGAAUCAAAGACAUGCAUCAGAUUCCAACCAAAAACUGCUUCUACGAGGGAUUAUAUUAAACUCACCAUAGUCACAGGCUGCUGGUCUUCUGUUGGUCGCAAAGGUGGUGAACAAGAAAUUUCUUUGAGUGAAGGUUGCCAUGACAAAGUAUCUGCUGUGCAUGAACUAGGACAUGCGAUCGGGUUGUGGCACGAGCACAGUAGGUCAGAUAGGGAUGACUACUUGGAAAUUAUGUGGGACAAUAUCAAACCAGGUUCUGAGCAUAACUUCCUAAAACUGAAGCCAUGGGAGAACAACCUUUUGGGCGAAGAAUUCGAUUACAAAUCUAUAAUGUUAUAUGGGGAAUAUGCUUUUGCAAAAGACCGCAAAUCGAUGACUAUGCGUCCAAAGAAGGAAGGCGUCGUCAUUGGCUUGAUCAAUAACAAACCUGGACUUAGUGAUAGUGACGUCAGAAGGAUCAACAAGCUGUAUGAAUGCUUUGGAAAUAAGCGCCCACCACCCCCAGAUGUCCCUGACUUUACAUGCGAUUUCGAAGUGGAUAUGUGCGGUAUGGUAAACCACGAAAAUAACCAGAAAACGAAUUGGAAAAUUCAGAAAGGAGCACUAGGAGGCAGAACAGGAAGUUAUUUGGCUGUAAACGCGGCAGAUGCAUCUUUUCGUAAAGUGCGCCUGAUUACACCUUUCUUUGGAGCUUAUGGUCGCAAGAAAGCCUGCUUCAAAUUCGAUAUAUACUUCAAUGGCGGGGGAGUGGUGGCCUUGGAUGUUAUGAUACACAACAUUAACACAUCCAAACUCCUCAUGAAACACGUGGAUAAGAAAGAUGAAUGGCAAAGCGUCAAAAUUAAUGUCGAUCUGGAGGGUGAUGUUAAAUUUUCUUUAGACGCUCGUACCAGAAAAUCUGAUGGAGAAGGCAUAAUAGCUUUGGAUAACAUCCGAUACCAGCUUCGAGAGUGCGACUGAAGAAGUGAAUGAAGAUCUGUUUGUAUCAUCAAUGUUAAACUGAAAUAAAAUAUUUAUUGCAAAUAAAAAGUGAAUUCCUAAGCUAAA
Stegodyphus dumicola is the source of this 1408-nucleotide messenger RNA. Its product is annotated as astacin-like metalloprotease toxin 1. Gene Ontology annotation, molecular function: metalloendopeptidase activity; zinc ion binding. Gene Ontology annotation, cellular component: membrane. Gene Ontology annotation, biological process: proteolysis. The record is from RefSeq and is a predicted model, not a curated record. NCBI's taxonomy places the organism in Eukaryota, Metazoa, Arthropoda, Arachnida, Araneae, Eresidae.